Messenger RNA from Habropoda laboriosa, 1473 nucleotides. RefSeq lists its product as uncharacterized. NCBI's taxonomy places the organism in Eukaryota, Metazoa, Arthropoda, Insecta, Hymenoptera, Apidae. The record is from RefSeq and is a predicted model, not a curated record. The transcript is spliced from 9 exons. The coding region runs from base 1 to 1473 and encodes 490 amino acids.
AUGUUGCAAGAACGUUCCUUAAUGAUUCUGCUGGGCGCAAUUAUGGCGGUGGUGUUGCCUUGCUUUGCAUUUAUUCCAGAACGCUCUGUGAUCGUUCCAGCUUCUUGGAACGUGGUGCCGUCGUUAGAAACUGAGCAAAAGGUUACCGUGAACCAUUCUUCCAGCAAGAAAACCGAAGUGACCGGAAUCGAUAAAUCCUUGCAAAUUUCGAACACGAAGUCGACGAAGUCUGUCGAACGAACCAGUCCCACGGAUUCGACGCGCGAGAAAAGAUUCGAUUUCAUCGUGGAGAACGUCGAAAAUGGGAAUGUCAUCAUGAUUAUCGCCGAGCCGGAUAAAGAUCAAGAAGAUUUCUGGAAGGAUUUUAAAGCUACACACUCGUUUCCUGUUGAAGGAAUGCUUCAGACCACCCAACCAGACGAACUGAAAUUCUCCUGGGAUGAAAUCAGGGACAGGAAACUCGAAUGUGAACACUUACUGCGUUCGAACAUUGUAGUACUGUUGUCUUGGACAUGGAAUAUUAAAGGAAUGCCCACAGGAACAUUAUCCAACGGCAACUUCACUAUUCCACCGAUGUUCGGCUACGAAGAGUCAGCAGGACUUUCGAAAGAUUUCGAUGAACUCGAGGAGAGCAGCAUGAAAUCGGAGAUUCGUAAACAGAAACGUGAAGGUCACAGUGAUUGGCCUGUGAUCGAUUUGGGAAAACCGUAUUAUCGUGCUUCGCCGUUGACGCCAUUAGCGAGCACCCGAGAUGACGAUGAAGCUGCGUUGUACGUGUUCAACGUGUUCUCCAAGAUGAGGCUCGUUCUGUUCCGAUUGCUGGAGUCUCUUGGCGGCAACACAGGCACUUCGGAGGACUCGAUUCGCACUCGCAAAUCGCAUCUGCCUCAAUUCAAUUUGCUGGACCUAGUGGAGAGACUGAAGUCCGCGGAAAACGAGAAAGGUUUCAUAUUGGUCGCCUCGCUGCCUGCCAGCGAACUCAAUUCCGCCUUCGACUUCCUGCAGUACGAGGCAUCUCACGAUACUCUUCUCGUGGUGACUGGAGUUUGCACCCACGACGCGAAAUCUGUGCCAUUUUUCGCUCAAGGACCAUCCGCGAAAACUCUUCGCGAGGCGACGACAAUUUGGAAUGUUCCUACAGUCAUUAAGAAUAUCUUCGUGAACGGUUGUCAGGAUUCGAAUUGUAGAAAUCGUCAACACAGCGUCGCACCGCUUCCCGUUCCUCAGAUGAUCAUCCCGUACAAUGUGGCCAACCUGAGGAGAUCGUCUCGAGAAACCAUCGCCAAACCGGAUGACGAGAAGAAAGCUGCUGCGCCGACUGUUAAGAAGGAGGAGGCAGCGAACGAUGACGCGAAGAAUACAACGUCCAAACUCCAGAAACGAAAUUCGGCAAGCCUCACGAUGGCAGAAAAAUUUACCACGAUCUUUGGCACAGUCGCCACGAUGAUCGCCACAUUGACACUUACCUCUUAA